UCAGGGAAGCCCCAGGCAAACCCUCUUGCUCGACACCAUGGUGCACUGGACAGCCGAAGAGAAGCAGCUCAUCACCGGCCUCUGGGGCAAGGUCAAUGUGGCCGACUGCGGUGCUGAGGCCCUGGCCAGGCUGCUGAUCGUCUACCCCUGGACCCAGAGGUUCUUUGCUUCCUUCGGGAACCUCUCCAGCCCCACUGCCAUCCUUGGCAACCCCAUGGUCCGCGCCCAUGGGAAGAAAGUGCUCACCUCCUUUGGGGAAGCUGUGAAGAACCUGGACAACAUCAAGAAAAGUUUUGCUCAGCUGAGCAAACUCCACUGUGACAAGCUGCACGUGGACCCCGAGAACUUCAGGCUCCUGGGUGACAUCCUCAUCAUCGUCCUGGCCAGCCACUUCGGCAAGGACUUCACCCCCGCCUGCCAGUCCGCUUGGCAGAAGAUGGUCCGUGUGGUGGCCCACGCGCUGGCCCACGAGUACCACUGAGCCUCUCGCAAACUUUUGUGCCUGGAGAUGCUCCCAGCUCACAGGGAAACAUCCUCUGGUUCUGCUGGUCUUUAAUUGCCAAAUAAACACCAACUACUUCAGCCAUGAA
Haliaeetus leucocephalus (bald eagle) is the source of this 590-nucleotide messenger RNA. Its product is annotated as hemoglobin subunit beta-like. NCBI's taxonomy places the organism in Eukaryota, Metazoa, Chordata, Aves, Accipitriformes, Accipitridae. Gene Ontology annotation, molecular function: haptoglobin binding; heme binding; oxygen binding. The record is from RefSeq and is a predicted model, not a curated record. Bases 38 to 481 code for a protein of 147 amino acids. The transcript is spliced from 3 exons. Gene Ontology annotation, cellular component: blood microparticle; haptoglobin-hemoglobin complex; hemoglobin complex. Gene Ontology annotation, biological process: hydrogen peroxide catabolic process; oxygen transport.